Molecule: messenger RNA, 687 nt
Organism: Dalotia coriaria
Lineage: Eukaryota; Metazoa; Arthropoda; Insecta; Coleoptera; Staphylinidae
Product: COMM domain-containing protein 3
Exons: 3
Coding region: 11-604 (197 amino acids)
Biological process (GO): sodium ion transport
Source: RefSeq, a predicted model, not a curated record
UUAUUACAUAAUGGCCCUGUCAGACGACAUUAAGAGCAGUUUACAAAUAUUAAAUAAUUCGAAUCUGAUAUCUGAUCAAACUUACAAGAAAUUGUUGGAAAUUACAUUCCUAGACCUUCUUUACACAAAAACAAGUGAUGUAAAGUCAUUGUAUGGAGCAAAGGCUGAUGUUAUCAAAGAGGUUCAUGCAGCUAUUCUAAAAACAUUGCUGUUUUUAGCUCAAACUGAUACUACAAAGGAAAAGGCCUAUUUAUUGCUUACAAAAGACUGUAAAAUUGGAACAAACAGAAGUAAGCUAUUAGCUGAAGCAUAUGACACACACAAAUUGCAUCUCUCUCUAAAAUUGGGUAACAUUGGAUCUCAUUUACCUCACAUUGUUGAUGUUGAUUGGGAAAUUGACUGUUUGAUUAAAUCAAGUGCUUUGGACUUAUCACAAGGGCCACUGUUCAAAGUAAAGUUUAUUACUGAAACUUUUGAUGCUGAAAGUCAAAUUAAUAAAUUGGAAGAUUUUGUUUUUUGGUGUACUACUUUAGAAAUGCAAGAUUUGGUUUAUAAGUUGGAGGAUGCACUGCGACAUUGCCAAAAAAUAGGCACUAACCAUUGAUUUAUUGCACUUGCUUUAAUUCUUAUACCUAUAUAUAAACAUACUUUAAUCUGGUUAAUAAAAUUGAUCACAUUUUUAUCCUA